Messenger RNA from Symbiodinium natans, 13143 nucleotides. The record is from the annotation of a GenBank genome assembly. NCBI's taxonomy places the organism in Eukaryota, Dinophyceae, Suessiales, Symbiodiniaceae.
AUGCUUCUGGAGCUGCUGGGAUGCUUCGUCUGCCUCUCUGGAGCUGUCACGCUCCGAGGCGCGAGCCAAGACAAGCUCGGUGUCCCAGCUCUUCCCGGUUUUGUCUACAACCGCAGCGAGAUCUCGAUCAUGAUCCCGGAGACGCGGCCGGUGGUGACGUUGCCCGUCGUGGCGCUGCAAGCUCACAGCCACUUCCCAGAGCUCCAAAUACAGAUCAUGUACGGUGCUGACAACAAGGACUUCGUCCACACACAGAAGACCCUCCUGGAACUGCGGCAGAAGGGCGCGUUGCUGCUGACGCCAAUGCCAGGAGAUGCGUAUGACGUUCAUUCGCUGCCCGACCUUGACAGCCGCAAGACAGCCUACUCCAGGGCUCUCGAGUCUCCGGAGUUCUGGGAGCAGGUUACCACCCCGAAAGUCUUGCUGGCACAGACGGACUCAUGGCUCUGUAAUGGGGCACGACAGCACCUUAAGGACUUCCUCCAGUACGAGUACGUCGGAGCCCCCUGGUCGGAGCACGAGGAGAUGCGCUGCCCAAAGAUUGUGGGCAAUGGCGGCUUCAGUCUCCGAGACAGGGAGGCAAUGCUGAGGAUAACGAGGACUUUUCCCAACAACGAGGGGCUGCCAGAGGACAUCUACUUCUGCAAGCACCUUGCCGACUCGGACAAGCUGGCUCCCGCGGAAGUAGCGGCGAGCUUCUCGCGGGAGCAGAGCACAGCCUCUGAGAAGGUCUCAGGCCCAGCAACUUACAGCCUGGGUGUUCAUCAAGUGCGCCUCGGCCAAAGGAGGCACCGCGCCCUCCGCACCCUCCGCGCGUUCCGCGCCCUCCACGCGCUCCGCGCCCUCCGCGCCCUCCGCACCCUCCGCGCCCCCGCCCAGCCCGCGCCCUCCACGCCCUCCGCCCUUCCGCCCUCUGCACGCUUCGCGCCCUCCGCACCCUCCGCGCCCUCCGCGCCCUCCGCACUCCGCCCUCUCCGCGCCUUCCGCGCCCUCCGCGCCCUCCGCGCGCUCCGCGCGCUCCGCGCGCUCCGCGCCCUCCGCGCCCUCCGCGCCCUCCGCGCCCUCCGCGCCCUCCGCGCCCUCCGCGCCCUCCGCGCCCUCCGCGCACUCGCGCCCUCCGCGCGCUCCGCGCCCUCCGCGCCCUCCGCGCCCUCCGCACCCUCCGCGCCCUCCGCACCCUCCGCGCGUUCCGCGCGUUCCGCGCCCUCCGCGCGCUCCGCGCCCUCCGCGCCCUUCGCACCCUCCUCGCCCCCGCCCAUGCAGGAGAGUGAAAAGGCUUUCGCCUUUGUAGUGUUCAUUGACUUCGUGUGGGCCAGCCCUGGAGCACAGGGCAGCGAGGGCCCAACUGCUUACACAGGAAAGGCGGACAACUACGUUCCAGUCUUUAACAAUUUUCAGCGGGACUACAAGGAGUACCGCAAGCGGGCAGACAUUUACAAAGCCAAGAUGGAUAUGGCUGGCCGUGGAAAAGAGGUGGUGUUUAACCUCGUGACGCUGAUGACUGGAAAGGCCUGGGACUUGGUCGAAGAUCUUCCCCUGGAGGAUAUGGAGAAGCCAGAUGGUUUCAAGCUGCUCUUUGAAAGAUUGGAUCGUGGCUUCAAGUUUGAUCCUUUGACUGAGUUGCCUGACGACUUUGAGGCUUACUUCAUCAAGCUCCAGCGGAAGGGUGGCCAGACGCUUCAGGAGUGGACCGCCGAGUACCUGAGGGCAGAGCGCAGACUUCGCAGGACACACAGUGUAGACUUGCCAGAGAAAGUUCGUGCGUGGUUUUUCCUGAGAAGAAGCGGAGUGUCCAAGGAACAGCGGCAGCUCAUCCUCACGAACGUGGGGGUGGACAACCUGAAUCUGGAGACUGUGUCCAAAGCGAUGAACUUCAUCCUGGGACAGGACUCAAAGCUUGAGGCAGGCCGUGGCUUCAAGAAGGACGCCGUCUUCUACCAGGAGGCCGACUACGACGACUACGACUACGCCUAUGUCGAGGAUGCCGCCUACUACCAGGACGAUGAGGAAGCUCCAUGGGUGGACUCCGACCAGGUGUACUACGAGGACGAGCUGGAUGAGGAGGGCAGCGUUGGCGAGGUCUUUGACGUUGAGGAGUACGACGACGUAUUCGCUGCCUAUGCCGAUGCAAAGUUGCGAUUGAACCAGAUGCGCAAUGCCAGAGGUUUCUAUCCCGUGGUUGCUAUGGUCAAUGCUCCUCCUUCCUCGUCUGCGCCUCGUUCGUCGUCCUCGCGUGGCAAAAGUGGUGGCAAGCGCGGCAAGAGCAAAAGUUCAAGUCCCAAGGGCCGUGGAAAGCAAGGUCCUGUGUCACCUGGCUCUUCGAAAGGAGCCAAGGCGCGGGGCAAAGCAGCACUGGGCCGACAGAUUUGUCUUCGCUGUGGUCAAGCAGGCCAUUGGGCACGCAACUGCCCAGCAGGAGACAAGAAGAGAAAGACUGACGUGGAGGACGAGGUCAUGAUGGUGACGGACGCCGAAAGCAGCGACGCCCUUGUCUAUGCCCUCGACCACGACGACAACGAUGAGGACACGCAGCUUUGCACUACAGCGGUUCAGGAUGGUGGUGCUUCAGCUGUCCUUGGCAGUCUCCUCCACGUGAAGCGUUUCCUGAGGUACCUGCUGGUGAAUGGCUACAACCUAGACGAGUUGGAGGUCUACGAGUGCAACAAGGGUUUCAAGUAUGGCAAUUCGGCCACAGAGGUGACCGAUUUGAGCGUGUUGCUGCCAGUGGUUUUGGGCGGACGCAAGAUGAAGAUCUUGGCCUACGUCAUAGGUGGCAGCGCGCCCCUUCUCUUUGGGCGCCCUAUUCUGGAGCGCCUUGGUUUAGCCGUGGACUACGCCAGCAAGACCAUGAAGUGGCCAGACCAAGACUGGCAGCAGAUGCCAACAGGCAGUCGAGGAGAACAUCUUUUGAACUUGGUCGAGGACUUCUCUUUGCUCCUGGCCGACACCGACUUUGACGAGGUGCUUCUCCCUGCCGACUUUGAGGCCCACGUGAAUGUCAAGAAGAACUUGGGCUACAAGACGCUCUUGCAGGACAACCCCGUGUUUGCAGCCGUGGACGUCGCCGACAAUGCCCUUUGCAACGCCGUGGGCAAGGAUGACCUCACCGAUGGUGACUUGGAUGGCCAUGUGGGGAAUAGCAGCUUGGAGGCUGCGAGCAAGCAAGGCCACGGAAAGGGGAUUGGAGCAAGCUCCUUCACUCCGCCGGUUCGUUUUAGUGACUUGGUGGAGGUUGCCAGUGGCGGCGAAGACAACACGCAGGCCACAACCACAGCAAACCACGACAACCGCCACAACACCUUGACAGCAACCGCAGCAAACCACGACAACCGCCACAACACCUUGACAGCAACCACAGCAAAGCACGACAACCGCCGCAACACCCCAGCAAACCACGACAGCCACAACAACCGAGCAACAGCGACAGCAGACGACAGUGUUUUUGCGGUUCUUUCCAGUGAUGUGGGCUAUAUUGUGCGGAGUCUCCCCAAGGGCAAGCUCACCACAUUUUCCCAUGAGGCCACCAAGAUCGCCAAGAACAUCAAGGGCAUGUUGGGACGAGCAGCGACAGUUCCCAGUGUGGGCCAGAGGACAGUGUGGGAAGUGUUUGCUGGCAAGGGCCGUACAACUUCAAGCCUUGAGAAGAAGGGUGUGCGCACAGAAAGGUUUUCGCAAAAGGAGGGCUGGGAUUUCCUGCGUGCAAAGGAUAGGAAGAAGUUCAUACAGCGAGUUUGUGACGAGCAGCCAGAUGAGAUUUUGCUGAGCCCUAUGAGCAAGUUGUGGUCCCCACUUCAGGAGAUCAGCUUGGCAGCGCAUCCAUGGAGGAAGCGCCAGCUUUGCGAAGACCGACGCCGCAACCACGACGAGAUCUUCACCUUCUGCGCGGUGGUGUAUGAGAUCCAGCGGAAGCAAGGACGGCAUGCUCACCUGGAGCAUCCUUGGACAUCAAGGGCGUGGCGUACCAAGGCUUUCUUCAAGGUCGUUGGCCAGGACACCUACGUCGACCAGUGCCAGUACGGGCUUAAAGUGCCAGACGAGCUGGGCAACAUGGGUUUUGCAAAGAAGCCAACGUGUUUCCGAACCACAAAGCCCUCACUCCACGCAGGCCUUCAACGCACAUGUCGUGGCAAGCAUCCGCAUGUUCAUCCCGAAGGCCGAGCAGCCAACGUGGGAGAACGAAGCAAGUUCGCGGAGGACUACCCGGUGGCCCUUGCGGAGAAGUUGGCAGAGCUCAUGGCUAAGGACGACGAGGCUGACUUUGUGCACGCUGCCGACGACGAGGACACGGGCUACGCGCCGCUGGAGGGUUCCCUGAGUGAGCUCUUCGACGCGCCCGACAAGAAGGAGAACGCCGACACCAAGGACGACAACAGCGACAAAGACCCCGUCAAGGCAAACCGAGCUCUGAGAAAGGAGGUCGGAAGCCAGGCGUUGAACUACGUCGCCAGAUUGCACAAGAACUUGGGCCAUCCUUCUGGUGAGGUCCUUUGCAAGAUGCUUGGCGAGAUUCAGGCCACAAGCGAUGUCAUGAAGGCUGCAGCAAAGUACAUCUGCCCCAACUGCUUUGAGAGGCAACGCCCCCGUGGAGUGCCUCCUGCUGCGGGCUUGGAAGCUCGCCAGUUCAACGACCGAGUAAUGGUCGAUUCGGCCUGGGUUGACACCGACGAAGGCCGAGUGUGCGUCUUGAGCAUCAUGGACCAGAUGACAAGAUAUGUGGCCUUGAGGAUUGUCAACUCUGAAUCCUCAAAGGACUUUAUCAAAGGCCUGGAGCGGUCAUGGGUAAAGCACUUCGGCGUCCCCAAACACCUCCGAGUCGACGAAGCAGCUGGAUGGUCAUCUAAGUUGCUACGUGAGUGGACAAGCGACCACGGGAUCGUGUUGGAGGUCACGCCUGGCGAAGCCCACUCGUGGCUUGGGGCCGUGGAGCGCAGGCACCAGGUGGUGCGACGCAGCCUCGAGCUCUACAUGAAGGAUGCCGGCUCCUUCACCAAGGCAAGGUUGGGAGAAGCUUGUAUCUACGUCCCAGGGCAGGUCAACACGCUUUCAAACGUGCGUGGCUUCAGCCCGGCACAGUGGGUCUUGGGCAAAACACCCAUGACCAGCUGCAGCCUGUCCGGUGAGUACUUUGCCCCCUCUACCCCAGCAAUAGAUGACGUGGGCCAGUUCGCUGAGGCACAGCAGAAGCGCUUGCGAGCUCAAGUUGCCUUCGUCCGCGCCGACACUGAUGCCAAGCUCAGGCGUGCCAUGAACAAGAACUACAGGGAGGGAACGGGCAUCCUUCCUCAAGUUGGACAACGCGUCUUUUUCUGGAGAUUGCAGGGCACCGGCAUUUUGCAGAAAAACAAGUGGCGUGGCCCGGCACGUGUAGUAGCUGUCGAGCGUGACGACCAGGGCAAAGAGCUUGUCUUUUGGCUGGCGCAUGGCACCUCCCUCAUUCGCUGUGCUCCUCACCAAGUACGGUGUCUUGUGGAAGAUGCUAACGUUCGGUUGGCAGCCAACUUGGAAGCUGCCAUGGAGGACCUGCGGGCGCUUCGCGCCCGUGGCACCACGCAGUACAAGGACAUGGCUGUGGCCCCGGACGUCGAGAACGACCUUGAGCCCUCCGACGAUGGCGACUUCGACUAUGCCCCGUCUGAGUGCCCCGACCCGCCCGCCUCUGAUGCAGACUCUGAGCGUGAGCCCGAAGACUUGCCUGUCCUACCUGGCGCCGUGGACCUGGCCUACCAGCAGCUUCGCCGUGCCGAGCGUGAGCGCAGCCCUCGCCGCCAGGUUUCCGCCGCCGAGCCCGAGCCGGCUCAUUCUGAGACCGGCGAGCCUGUCGACAAACGUCCUCGCUUGCACUCCGGUCCUGGUGCUUCUUUGUCUUCGGCUUCCUCUUUUCCCCCUGGAGUUCCUGCUGCCAGCAGUGCCAGCAGUGCUGUGCCAGAAAGUAUUCCUGUGCCCGAUGACGACGACGACCUUUACGUGGACGUGCACAUGGUGGCUCCUGCUGGUGACGGCCUUCCUGAAGGGUGGCUUGUCAUUGAUGGCGAGCUUACCUUGGACGAAGUUUGGCUUGCGCAAAAGGAAGCCAGCGAAAAGACGAUGACAGUGGAACAAAGGGCGCAAAUGAUCGAGGCCAAGAAGGCAGAGCUCACCUCUUACUUUUCGAACUUUGUUUGGCGCUUUUGCAAAGAGGACGAGGAGGACACGAGCAGGACGGUGUCAGCGCGAUGGGUGCUGACAUGGCGCAAGGCGGAGGAUGGAAGCAAUCCUCGAGCGAAAGCUCGGCUAGUUCUUCGCGGAUUUGAAGAUCCGGAUCUGCUCAACAUCGAGAAGGCGGCACCAACAGCAGGCAGACAGUCAAAGCUAGUCUUGCUAGCCCUUGCUGGCAACGCGGGCUGGGAUCUCUACGUGGGCGAUGUUCGUACAGCUUUUUUGAGCGGGGCGGCCUUUGACAGACGAGUCAUUGUUCGCCUUCCCAACGACUGUGGGCCAUUGCUAGGCUUUGGACGUGAGCCCGUGCACAUGGUCAUGCUCAAGUCCGCGUAUGGACUGGCCGAUGCUCCGUUACUUUGGUACAAAGAAGCCGACAAACGACUACACGCAUGCCUUUGGAAGCGCCAUUUCUUGGAUAAGUGCUUCUACAUGUACUACUCCAAAAAUGGCACUCUCCUGGGGUGCGUAGUGCUUCACGUCGACGACAUGUUGGUGACCGGCCUCUCCCAGCACCUUGAGUUUCAAGAGGCCUUGCAAAACCUCAGAAAGAACUUCGAUUUCGGCAAGUGGCAUCAGCUUACACUAGGCAAGCCGGUCGUGUACUGCGGCGGCAAGCUUGAGCUCACCAAGGACGGCGUGGUCCUUGACUACGGCGACUACCUUCGCAAGGUCGCCCCUUUGACGCUGCAGAAGAACCGCGACCCUAAGGAAGCGCUGAACAAGUGGGAAGUGACGAAGCUCCGAGGCUUAAUCGGGGCCUUGCAGUGGCCAGCUGGCCAAGGAGUUCCCACCUUGAGUGCCUCUAUGAGCUUGCUAGCAGCAGAUGUUCCGAAGGCGACCGGCAACUUGGAGAUCAACAAGACCCUUCGCUUUGCCAAAACAAACCAGGCCAAGCUCACCUACGGCAAAGUCUGUGACAACCUCGAGGACAUGUGCAUGGUUGUCUUUUCCGACGCCUCCUUUGCGGUGAGGUCUGACCAUUCCUCGCAGGGCGGCUACUUCGUGGUGAUGACUUCGCCUAAGAUCCUCGAAGGGGAGACAGUGCCAUAUUCUUUGCUGAGCUGGAGAUCGUUCAAACUCCAACGUGUAUGCCGAAGCAGCCUUUCCGCGGAGUCGCAAGCUGCUGCCACAGCCCUGGACGAGGCCUACCUGCUGCGGACACAGCUCUCUUUGCUCCUGGACCCCCGACAGGAUCCAGCAGCAGAAGCUACAGCGAAGUGGCCUGGCUCCGUGGUCUUAGUCGUGGACGCCAAGGCCCUCUACGAUGCGCUGCGCAAGCCCGGCUUCACCUCCAGUCAAGACAAACGAACGGCGGUGGAAGUGUUGUGCGUCCAGGAGGAGAUCCGCCGAAUGGGUGUUAUCCUGAGGUGGGUGAGUUCCGAGAGGAUGUUCGCCGAUGGUUUGACGAAGUUGGCCACCCGUCAGUCCUUUGCUGAGAUGCUGCGCAGUGGAAAGAUGAGCAUCACCUACGACGAAAACUUCAAGGCUGCCAAGAAGAAGACUGCAGUUGACCGUGAGCAGGCCCAGCAGAAAGCAAGUGGAGGCGCAACUGGCCGAUCCCAACACUAUGGGUCAAGGAUCGCCCGACACCUCUCCUAUGUCCUCGCCCUGGAGUGCGCCGACCACGUGAACGGCUACAAGUACGAGGACUUCCAUGGCUUUCGCUUCACAGAUUACCGGGUUGAGGGCGUGUUCUUGCUGACCUUCCUCAUCACCGUUGGCGCCCUCUUCCUCGGCUACAAGAUCCUCUGCAUGAAGCUCACGGUCCCGGUCACGAACGUCAAGGUGAAGGACAAUCAUGCUCAGACUACAACGAUGACUACGAGAACGGUGGGCAUGCAGACCGAUCCAACGAAGCAGGAUCGCACGAUGCAGUACCAAGCUAUGCGUCUUCGUGAGUGCGACGGCGAGAUUGAGCGCAUGCGAGAAUGGAACGUGCAAGUUCGCAAUGAGUGCACAGGCGGCACUCAGAUGAACACUGCUCCCGGCUGCUGUCAUCCACACGGCAUCCGGAGCUACAGGAACUUGCUGCGCAGGUUGACCGGCUGGACUCUGGAGCAGAUCCAUGAAUACUUCGAGAGCGAGUGCCCUGGAGUCAAUUUGACUAUAUCUCUGCCCAGUCUGGAGGUGUUUGACCGUGAUGGCACCCUGAGUGAAGCCCGCGUCCAGCAGUGGAAGAAUGAGUUCUUGCCGAAGAUGGUCGCGUUCGGGGAUCAGAUCGAUGGCGUCCUCGGAUGCGUUGAUUCCACAGGCGUCAUGCUGAGCGCAGGCACCUUUGUCGACUCAGCCCUCGCCCGUGACCCAAACCCAGCCAGCGGCGAGAAAACAGACGAGAUGCGGAAGACUGCUCACGAGCGCAGCUCCCGGAAUGUCAAGCCAGGAGGCAGCCCCACGCACCGCCUCCCAUCGCGGAGUAGCGGCUCAAGCGAGGUACCCUUCCGCCGCACGGAGGCCGUGUUCAUUCGGCGGCAGAUGGAGAGAGCGCUACGCUCAACUGGAUCCAGCGCUAGUCGCGAGGACUUCAAGCGGGCCUCCACCGCUCAGAUGCAGCUUGCGCACAAGCUCCGCCACAUGGGUUUUUCUGCGGCCGGUGACAAGGGCUUGCACGACGCUGUGCCCAGCGACGAGUUCUCUCUGCCGAAGGCUGCGGCGCGGUCUUUGGCGCAGUCGGACUUGGCGCGGCGUGCCUUUCGGGAGGCCCUGCAAUGUGGGAUGCUGCGCCCGCGCACACUGAAGGUGAUGUUCGUCGGCCAGGGAAGGGCUGGGAAGACUUCGACAUUGAAAGCCCUCACCGGACAGGAGUUCCAGGAGUCGGAGGUGUCGACCCACGGACUUUCAACUGCGCUGCCGCUGGUAAAUACCGAGGCAAAGCUGGGCGUGCAGUCUUCCUUUGUGAGUCAGUGGCAGCUUGUGGACCGCAGCGAGCAUGAGAUCCACGGCGCGGAGCUCGAGCGCAGCUGCGCUGCCUUCGUCGCCGAGCGCCUGGCGGGCGGCGUGCCCCCGAGACAAGACGAAGGCGACCAGGACUUCGAGGACUUGCCGGAGGAUGUGGCAUCGAAGAUGCCUGUUGACAUGGUCGCCCAAAUCAUUCAGGGCGGCGAUGAGCUCAGAGAGGAGCCAGUGAUGCUGAAGACAUGGGAUUUUGGCGGCCAGCGUGAGUACUAUGUCAUGCACCACCUGUUCCUUACCAAUCGCGGGAUCUACAUUGUCGUGACCCGCAUGGAUGCAUGGCUGGCGUCCUCGCUGGACACCGACGCCGAGAUCGAUGCGUCUGCGGCUGAGUCGGAUGGCAAGUUCGAGCCGCCUUUGGACGCUCUGACAUUCUGGCUCUCCUCCAUCCACGUUCAUGCUCCCGACGCACUUGUUUUUAUCGUGGGCACCCAUGCCGACGUCAUUGCGGACCGCCGUGAGGAGGUGGAGGCUCGGAUUGAAGAAGAAAUCGUGAGCCUCCUGGAACGCGUGGGAGGUCUCGAGCAGCAGGUCGUGGUGAAUGGCGAGGCUGGGCUCUGCUUCUUUCCCGUCGACAACACGGGAGGUGAUGCGCCCGCCUCCGGCAUUCCGGAGCUCCGCGCCGCAGUGGAUCGGGAGGCCGCCGCCUCCCUGGCUCCUGGCGGGCGCUUCGCGCAGGAGCUUCCUUUGCCCUGGCUUCGGUUGCGAGACAUCCUGGAAGAUGCCGCUGAAGGAAGCACCGGGGAAGAGAAUGAGCUUCCCCCCUUCACGGCCACCUUCGUCCUUCCCCUGGCCAAAGUGCAGCAGCUGGGCGAGGAGGCCGGAAUUCCUACGAGGGAAGAGCUUCUCGAGUGCCUCCGGUGCUUGCACGACUUCGGAAGCAUCGUCUUCUUCGAUGAGGAGGGGCUGCGGGAGCACGUGGUGCUGAACCCGCAGUGGCUCGCCAACGCAAUGGCACACGUCUUGAACUGCCCUCGGGUCGUGCAAGGAAGUGUUGCUGCGGCACGCCGGCUCCGCGAGAAGGGGCAGCUGGAGGAUGAGUUCUUACGCCGAUGUCUGUGGAGGGCACACAAGUUCCGGCAGCACCACGACGUGCUUCUGCAAGUCCUCUACCGUUUCGACCUCAUCAUCCCUGGCGAGGGGACCCACGUGGUGCCCUCGCUACUGCCUUGCUCCCCACCGCAGCCGGCCUUGCCGAUGCAGCCGGGCGAGGCCUGGAACUUCUUGUUCUUUGACUUUCACGGGCUCCUGUGCCGCCUGCUGCCAACGCUUUUCCCCAAGCUGCUGGCCUCCUCCUGUCGGCAGGAGGGAGUCGCCAGAGUCGGCUCCUUGGGACUCUUCCGAGACAGUUUCCGGCUGCUCUGGAAGGGCGAGGAGCUGACGAUGGAUCUCCUGCCACCGCAGCGGCCGCAGGUCGUCCGCGUCGCUGCGGAGGGGCGAGGCCUCGAUUUGGUCACCGUGCAGGGCCUUCUGGAUCUACUCAAGGCCACCCUUGCGCAGAAGAGCCACCUAGCCUUCACAGCCGGCGUGCUCUGUGAGCACUGCCACGCACAGGGACGAUCCCAGGCUCAGCGGCAUCACGUAGUCGAUGUUGCCGAGCUCCUUGCCGCGGAGGAUCGAAAAGUGCCCUGCCGCUUCUCGGCGCGCGCUGUGACGGUGCCGGAUGGCUGCUGGGCGGCUGAGUGGAGGGAGCAGUUGCUUGCCAAACGCCCGCCCUCACCGCGAGAAGGGUUCGCACGCGGCUUCGAUACGCCGACAAACGCGUCGACGGACACUUUCGAAAGAACACCGCGUGGAGAUGUGGUGCACCUGUUGUAUGCCUCCCCACUCUGGCGAAACGGCGAGGGUGGCGGCUUCGAGUUGCCGCAGCUGGAUGUGCAGCAGGAGGCCUUGAUGCUUUCAGAACUGGUUGGCGAGGCUCUAAGUCUGGGCCUUGCGACAUCGGCGAAACUCACGGACGUGCUGACGUCUCCGGAGGUCGGCGCUGCGAACACUGUGCUGCACCUGUCCCUCCAUUGUGCAGACUCGGGACAGGCCCUCCUCUUGGAGGACGACUUCGGGGGAGCUCACGCAUUCUCCUUGGAGGACUUGCGGGGCCUCCUGCAAGCUGCGGGCGGCGCAGCGCAUCUUUCGUUGAUUUUUCUCCAUGCCUGCUGCAGCAGCUUGGCUGGUGAGGCCUUUGUGGAAGCAGGAGCACGGCAUGUUGUUUGCUGCCAGGGCUCAGUCUUUGAUGCUUCGGCCCAGGCAUUCACAAAUGCAUUCUAUCGAGCCUUCGUCGCUGGCAAGAGCCUCCAGCAAGCCUUUGACCUCGCCUGCGUCGCGCUGCGCUCCGCGCCGCAGCCGGGACUCCGAGCGGAGGCAGAGAAGUACCUCCUUCUUCCUCGAGACAGCGAUGAGCACGAGCGCACCUUUUUCGACCUCGCGUGGGGCGGCCAAGGAAGCUGUCUCCAUCACGAGCGGUCCCAGAUCAUGUUGCCGCCACGGGUAGAGGACUUUUGCGGACGAAGCCGCGACUUGUGGUUGCUGUCACAGCGAUCGCAGCGUCGCUGCGCCGCCAUCUUCGGCCCGGCUCAGGUUGGAAAAUCGGCACUUCUUUGUGAACUUUGCCGCUUCCUCGGUGCCCGCGGACGUCGCUUUGAUGGGCGAGCCGUGUACGUUAGCACGGCUGCGGAGGAGGUAUCUGAGCCGCAUGAGGAAGCAUCGGUGCUGGCGCUGCUCCGAAAAUUGGCUCUUGGAGUGCGUCCCGCGAGCGAGAUGGAGACGGACGGUUUCUUCGUGACUUCCAUGGAGCAAUCAGAGGACGAGGCGUUUGCGUCCUUGUCCUCCAUGAGCAUCUCAAGUCACAGCGAGGCCCGCAUCUUGCGGAGUCAGAUCGUCCAGCGCUUUCAGCGGCUGGAAGCCACUCGGGCGCCCGUCCUCCUGGCCUUGGACGACCUGGACCCCAUCAUGGCCAGCGCGGAGGGUGCAGAGGAGCUGAGGAAGGUCCUGACGGAGCUGCUGCUCCGCACGGAGCGCCUCGAGAUCUUCCUGGGCGCCCGCGAGGCGCCUUUUCGGGCGCUGGGGGCGCACAAGGUGGUCGGGUACUCCCUGGAGCCACUCAAAGCCAGCGAGGCGGCGCGGCUAUUUCUGUGGAGGGUCCACAGGCCCCUGGUGAUGUCCGACUUCUCCCAGGCCAUGAGCGGUGGUGAACAGGGUCCUCCUUCUCUCCUUCCGCUGAUCAUGACGGCUCAGAACCGAGGCAUGGUGUUGCAACAGCUCGCCAGCCAUCCAGUACUCUCGCUUUGCGGAGGCUUGCCUGGUCGACUGCGGGCGGCUGCCGAUUUUGUCCUGCCGGGGAACGGGACGUUGUUUGACAUCCAUCAGCAGCUGCUCUCCACAGCCGGCGAGGACAUCCAUCAGCAGCUGCUCUCCAGAGGCGGCGAGGACUUGAUAGAGCAAAAAGGGAGCGCAACCACCAUCGCCUUGGUUUCGUCUUGCUGCGCCACCGAGCGAUCGGGAUUCGAGCCUGUAGGCCCGGGAAUCUUUGUGAUGGAGGCUCGCUGGCAGCUGCUCGAGCCCGCGGAGGGCGCGCCGCGGCCGGCGAAGCGGGAUAUGCACAGCGCCGUCGUCGACGCGGCCUCGCGGCGACUCCUCGUCUUUGGCGGCAGCGCAGGGGUUGGCGACUACCUGAACGACGUCUGGGCCUUCGGCCUCGAGGCGAAGACUUGGGAGGAGCUGGGCACGGCCGGGCCUCGGCCCGCAGCGCGAGUCUGGCACUCCGCGAUCCUGGACCCCACGGCCCGGGCGAUGCUCCUCUUCGGGGGCUUCCGUACAGGCGACGACGCCUGGGCCUUCGGCUUGGAGGCGCGGGGCGGCGGAGAGCACUGGGGAGGAAGGGAGCUUCAUUCCGCCAUCUUCGACCCCAAGGGCCGGCAGAUGGUGGUCUUCGGGGGCCAAGGAGGUGAUCUGAUUCUGGAUGAUGUGUUCAUCCUGGAGCUCCAGGCGCGCGGCGCUUGA